UUAGGCAUGCUAUUUGGCGAACUGGACACGACGCGGCGAUUGUUAUUUAUUGUUGUUGUUUUGCUAAUUGUUUUAUAUGCAAAAACUUAUUUAUUGCCACCCGGCGUAGCCUUAGACUACAAUUGAAACUUGAUUGGUAAGGAUCGGGAAGGAUAAAGUACAACUACAAAAUGACGAUCGACCGGCGAGUUUCAUAUUUCUACAAUGCCGAUGUUGGAAAUUUUCAUUAUGGAGCUGGGCAUCCGAUGAAGCCGCAGCGUUUGGCUGUAACCCACAGUUUAGUUAUGAACUACGGCUUGGACAAGAAAAUGAAGAUAUAUCGGCCAUACAAAGCUAGUGCCCAGGACAUGCUGCGCUUUCACAGCGAUGAGUACAUAGCAUAUUUGCAGCAGGUUACGCCCCAAAAUAUCCAAUGCAAUUCUGUGGCCUACACCAAAUAUUUGGCCCAUUUCAGUGUGGGCGAGGAUUGCCCAGUGUUUGAUGGCCUUUUUGAUUUUUGUGCUAUGUAUACCGGAGCGUCACUGGAGGGAGCCCAAAAAUUAAAUCAUAAUCACAGUGAUAUAUGCAUCAAUUGGUCUGGUGGUCUUCAUCAUGCCAAGAAAUUCGAAGCUUCUGGCUUUUGCUAUGUCAACGAUAUCGUUAUUGGCAUUCUGGAGCUGUUAAAAUACCAUCCGCGGGUCCUAUACAUUGACAUUGACGUGCAUCAUGGUGAUGGAGUGCAGGAGGCCUUUUAUUUAACGGAUCGUGUUAUGACGGCAUCGUUUCAUAAGUAUGGGAAUUAUUUCUUUCCCGGCACCGGGGAUAUGUACGAACUUGGUGCCGAAUCCGGUCGCUAUUAUAGUGUGAAUGUUCCGCUUAAAGAGGGAAUCGAUGAUCAGAGCUACUUUCAGGUUUUUAAGCCCAUCAUUUCGGCCAUAAUGGAUUUCUAUCGACCAACAGCCAUUGUGUUGCAAUGUGGAGCGGAUUCUUUAGCGGGCGAUCGCCUAGGCUGCUUCUCGCUAAGUACUCGAGGUCAUGGCGAAUGUGUUAAAUUCGUAAAGGAACUCAAUGUUCCCACUCUAGUAGUCGGUGGUGGCGGCUACACAUUGCGGAAUGUGGCCCGCUGUUGGACACAUGAAACCUCACUGUUGGUUGAUCAAGAUAUUGCCAAUGAUUUGCCACCCACAGAAUAUUAUGACUUCUUUGCUCCCGACUUUACUUUGCAUCCAGAGAUAAAUUCCCGGCAGGAUAAUGCCAAUUCAAAGCAAUACCUUGAACUAAUUGUCAAGCAUGUGUUUGAGAAUCUGAAAAUGUGUCAACACUCACCCAGUGUACAAAUGGUACAUACACCACCCGAUGUCGACAUGGAAGAGAUCAGGCAAGUGCAGAAAGAGGAGAAUUCGGAUCCAGAUGUGCGCAUGUCCCAGGCAGAUGAUGAUAAAUUGGUGGAAAGCAAAAAUGAAUUCUAUGAUGGGGAUCAGGAUCAGGAUAAAGCCGAUGUGGGAACACCAGAAACUUAGAUUAAUGAUUAGAUGAUUAGGAAUCCUUGUAUCUUGUACAGUUUAAACACGCUUCAAAGUGUAUAACAAUUACUUCUUUUUUUUCGUCACUAAAAAGAUUUAUAUAUGAUGCACAAAGAAUCCAAUUAAAACUGCAAGGAAUAGUAUACAUAGUAUAUAAGCUUCUGUUUAAAUGUUAUUAUUAAUGUUUUAGUUUAGGCCUAGAAUAAGUGAAAUAAUUAUUUAAAAAUUAAUGAAUUUCCAUACAAAGACAGA
Drosophila willistoni is the source of this 1754-nucleotide messenger RNA. It is a transcript of the gene HDAC3, whose product is annotated as histone deacetylase 3. The transcript has 3 exons. Bases 171 to 1499 code for a protein of 442 amino acids. Lineage: Eukaryota; Metazoa; Arthropoda; Insecta; Diptera; Drosophilidae. Gene Ontology annotation, molecular function: histone deacetylase activity. The record is from RefSeq and is a predicted model, not a curated record.